Venustampulla echinocandica is the source of this 3462-nucleotide messenger RNA. RefSeq lists its product as uncharacterized. The transcript is spliced from 10 exons. Bases 1 to 3462 code for a protein of 1153 amino acids. Lineage: Eukaryota; Fungi; Ascomycota; Leotiomycetes; Helotiales; Pleuroascaceae. The record is from RefSeq and is a predicted model, not a curated record.
AUGUCGAACUACUCACAGCGCCUUGACCCCAAGGAGGGGGAGUUGAUGUUGAGACGGAAAGUCGAAUUGCUGGAGGAUUUUCUUGCUCAAGGUGCCGGAGGAUCGGUUAUGAGGGAGAAGCGCUGUCAGGCGCUUAAAGCCAAAAUUAUGUGUAUGGAGGCCAAUAUCGUGAGAACAGUCCCUCAAUUCUAUACUCAAGCCGAGCAAUUUGCCCGCCUGUAUUUUGACCAAUGCGAGACCUUCCUUCUUUGGGCGUUGAUGUUAAUUGUAGCCACAGGACAAGUGGAAGCGGCCCGUUUGUAUCUUGGAAACCCCAGCUUUCUAAGUCCUAAUCGGACCAACCUAUCCUCGAAAUCCAGUGAUAGCAGCAUUUAUGAUUGUGAUCCGGAUGAUAAUCGUAGAGCGUCACAAACCUCCUCUGAAAACCCGCCAGAUUUCACUACUAUUGAGUUUAAUGAGCUGCACCCUUCCUUGUCAAGUGGAACUCCCUCACCCAAGCGUUCACCUCAACUCGGUUAUGAGUCUCCACCCCUAAAGCGCAUCAAACUGGGGGCCAACGAUCAAGUGCCAUGCUUACGCUGCAGAAUGUUGAAGAAGAAGUGUGAUUCCCUAGAGCAAUGCUCUCAUUGUCCACAAGAAAGCUUUGACAACAAGAAUGACUAUUGGAAAGUACUAGGUUGUAUUCGAGGGGGGUUGCGAGAGCUGGCUACUAUAUUCUGCCCAGACUUUGCAAGAUCAACCAGGAGAACCUUCAGAUGCAAGUCAGGAGUGCUACUUGUUAUUGAUUUUAACUUGACCAAAUCAAAGGUCUCCAUAGGAAAGAAAAGGCGCAUUCUACAUUUAAUUCAAACGCAAUCUGAUUUUGCUGAACUCCACCACGGAGCUUGGGAUACGAACCUUCGCACGUCUUUAUGCCGGAUUGCCGCCAAACCCCUGGAACCUGCCGAGGCCAAUAACUCACCCGCAACCAAUAGCUUUCCAUGUGAGGACUACGAAGCGCCCUGGGCCUUGCUCCAAGCCGUGGGUAUGGAUCAGUACUAUUCAAAACCAACAGAAUACAAUGCUUUCAGUCUCUUUCGUCUUGGAAACAAAUUCUGCAGUGACAAACCGGCAGCUGUCGAGAUCUAUCUUUUAGAGCGUCUAUGCGGGUUUAUCGUCUCAGAGAACCUCACUGGCCCCCCGCCAUACGAUCAAAGCAAGCUCCCUUGCUCAAAUACGCUGGUACUGGUGGAUAUGAAAGAAGACAUGGAAGACUUUCUGUGUGAUUUUGAGAGGAUCUGCGCGGGGCGUGCAAAUCUAUCCGGCGAUACACAAAUGGCUUGCUUCUAUGCUCUUCUUGUAUUCAGCAUCACUAAAUCCCUGCUGAUUGAUACAUAUUGUAUUAGAGCCGUGUGUGACGAUGAAUAUGCGAUCGAAGCCGCAUGUGAUGAUGUAAGCCCACGGAAAGGAACCCGCGCACUUCAAAUCAAUAGUGCCUACAAGUCUCUGGUAAGCUUGUUUAUUUGGUCGUCAAAAGUGGAUGUCAUGCUACCAGGGGGAAGUAGCAAUUCGAUGGGCAGCAUUUAUAACGCACCUGCUGGUUUAUCUGAGACAUCGACAUUAGUGCAUCUAUCAGGAUGGGAAGAGCUAGGGUUCAAGACUACAAAGGACUUCCUCUUAAGGCUUGGGUCAAUCAUGUCACCCGCCGCCACUUACAAUGCGUUCUUCGCGCAAAAGUAUUUUUCGGAAGCUUUCGUAACAUCUCGACCGUUUGACCACUCCUUUGAAAUCGCUGGACACUUUAGUCACCGUAUCAAGGAAACCGCGACACCACCAUCCCCGAUGAAGGGACCACCAAAGCCACCAUAUACGAUCUACAAAUUCAAUGUGUCAUCGGAUCCAAGUGAAAGAGAAGAGCAGGAAGAGUUGCCGGACAGCCCAUCGACCCUUUCUCCUGGCCCUGAUACUCAUGGCCCUGGUAUAUCUGGCGAUACCGCAUCAGACGGAGCUUCAAACACCCCAAAAUUUGCAGCACCCCGACUCCAGAGCUUCACCUUCGUAGACCAUGGCCAUGAGGCUAGUAGGGGUGGGUCGAGGCGAUUACGCGGCGGACGACGAGGUGCCUUAGAUGAUGCCACUUCGAAGAAGGCCAGAGAAAUCCGGAAGGUUGGGGCCUGCUGGAAUUGUUGGGUCAUGAAAGUGCCUUGCUCGGAAGGUCAUCCAUGUGAUCGCUGCAAACCAAAGGCCCGGAUUACCACACAUCGAAUUUGCAAUAGAUCUCCGUUUGCCGCUUACAGCGACCUCUUAUUCCCAGAUGGUUAUAAUUCACGUUUUACUGCUGGAGUUGUGCAACUAUAUAUCCACGAAAAUAUCGCCGGCUUCUCUGAGCACGCGCUGCCAGUUGAAAUUUCUUGGAUCGGGCAUCGAAAUAUGGAACUACAUGCCACACCUUUUACUCUCACACCUCACGGCACAGCUCACCAGAGUUAUCCUGGCCAAUCUAGUCAAGCGCUGGGCGUGGAAUCGCUACUUGUUGGCCUAGCGCCGUUAGAUAUUCCUGGAGCAGAGCAAGAUUGCAUCCGAUAUUUCGAAUCGUUUCUAGAUAAUCCGGCAAACUCAGCCUUGAUCUUCAGCAAUAGCAUGCCAACACUUUCGAAGCGAGUAGUAGAGGCAAUUUAUUGUUAUCACCAUCGGAUGCAAAGCGUAAAUACCCUCUUGCAUGAUACCCUCUUGCAUGAUGCCCUAUUAUCCCACCUCAUCUUGACGGCAAUGAGCCAACCAAUUAAGUUUACGGCCACAUCUGCAACUUCUCUUGUCGAGCAGCUCAAGAUCCAAUGCCCUCCGUCGGAAUCUUUCUCGUCGCGAAUGCUAGAUCGACAAAUCAAACAGAUCCUCUAUUCCCUAAACCGCAAAAUUGUGACCCGACUACUUGGCAAUCUGGAGAGGCUUAUUAGGGGCCGCAAAGCUUCUUCCUGGCCUAUAUGCUUUUCCACCAUCAUCAUGCUCUGCCUUUCCAUGGAGCAGGUGCAAAUCCAAGCGUGGUUCCAUGCCAGCAGUCUCAAAUCAAGCGCAGUAUGGCGGAGGCAGUUGCCCCACGAAGCUAGCCGAUUACUAGAUGAACUUCCAUUCUCACAGUUCUCACAUCUGUUUCAUUCAAUAUAUCGGACUACACAAGUUGAUAAGGGCGGUCUCAACCCUUUUCGUGGCACCAUUGAAAGUCAUCACGAGAGGGGUUUUGAUCCGACUGCAUUGAUCAUGAUUGGGAGUUUCCGCACUAUUUUAAAUGAUGUUCCUCUCCUGGAUGGGCGCAGCCAAUUGCCAGAUUUGGGUCAAGCGCUUCAGCCAUUCAUCAAAUGCAAUUCCGGACGGCUGGUUUCGAAAUUCCUCGCUCCAUUUAUUAGUAGGCCAGGUCAUAUAGAUCAAGCAAAAAGCAAUUCCAGCAAGCAGGGGAUCUCACCGGACCCCGCGCCUACUCAUCCUUAA